This is a messenger RNA of Xyrauchen texanus (razorback sucker), 2824 nucleotides long. Its product is annotated as cyclin-dependent kinase 11B-like. The record is from RefSeq and is a predicted model, not a curated record. Gene Ontology annotation, molecular function: cyclin-dependent protein serine/threonine kinase activity; ATP binding. The coding region runs from base 111 to 2477 and encodes 788 amino acids. Gene Ontology annotation, cellular component: nucleus. The transcript has 19 exons. NCBI's taxonomy places the organism in Eukaryota, Metazoa, Chordata, Actinopteri, Cypriniformes, Catostomidae. Gene Ontology annotation, biological process: regulation of mitotic cell cycle; protein phosphorylation.
UUACCUCAAACGAGAACUCUUCUGACCCGGAAGCAGAAGAAAGCGGAUAGUUGUUCCGGUGUUCUUUGAACGCGCCGAGAAAAAUCACAGAAGGAGGUGCUUUGGAGCUGAUGGGGGACGAAAAGGAAACCUGGAAAGUGAAAACGUUAGACGAAAUUUUACAAGAGAAGAAACGCAGACGAGAGCUGGAAGAGAAGAGCGAUCCUAAACAACUGAAGAAUACGGAUGAUCGGAAAUCCAAAAGGGACACUCCGGAGGAAGGAGAACUACAUGACCACAGGAUGGAAAUAACAAUACAGAAUUCACCCUAUACGCAGGAAGACUUGACUGAAGACAGAGGAGAGGAGGAUGAAUCUCUGGCAAUUAAACCUCCACAGCAGAUGGCCAGAAAAGACAAAUCACACCACAGAAAAGAGGAAAAAAGAAAAGAUAAGAGGAGACACAGAAGCCAUUCUGCAGAAGGAGUGGGGAAAAAUAUGCGAGCAAAAGAAACAGAGCGGGAAAACGAGAGACGGAAGAGACCAUGGCAGGACGACAGCAAAACUCGCAGAGAUUACGAACGUCAGAAACAGAGAGAUCAGGCCAGAGCUCAUUCCCGCAGAGAGAGAGAUCGACUGGAGCAACUGGAGCGUCAGCGGGAAAGAGACCGCAAGCUCCGUGAACAGCAGCAGAGAGAGCAGCGAGAUCUGAAGGAGAGAGAGAGGAGAGCAGAGGAGCGUCGCAAAGAGAGAGACCCCCGCAGGGAAGGGUCCAUGUCUCACCAUAGAGGGGCUCCUGGUGAUGAGUAUUCAGAGAAGGGCCGGUCUCGACACCGCAGUCGCAGUCGUACCCCUGUUCGCCAGCCGAGAGAGCCCAAAGCAGAGAACAGCGAACAACGGCAGAGAGCAGUGCGAGAGGGGAAGACAGACGAUAAAGAUCUGCUGUCUGAUCUUCAGGAUGUGAGUGACAGCGAGAGGAAGACCUGCACACCAGAGUCAUCAAUGGGCUCUGGUUCGGGCACUGAGGAUGAUGGUGGUGAGGAGAAUAAUGAAGAGGAGUCCAGCAGUCAGAGUGAAGGAAAUGAAGAGGGUGAAACAGCAUCAGACUCUGAGGGCUCAGAACAGAGCAGAGGUGACUUAAGUGUGGAUCAGUCAGAGGAGGAUGAAGAGGACAUAGAGAAUGGAGAUCACAUCCCCCCAAUUCCAGAGUCACGGUUUGAUCAUGACUCAGAGGUGAGCGGUGAGGAAGACGAGGCAGAGGAAGUUGAUGAAGUACUUGAUGUUACACCACAGUCUCACACUCACUCGGCCACUCCAGAAGACAACUACAUCCCCGAAUCGCCUCCCAUCUCACCUGUAGAGCUGAAGAAAGAGCUGCCCAAAUACCUGCCUGCUUUACAGGGCUGUCGGAGUGUGGAGGAGUUUCAGUGUUUGAACCGCAUUGAAGAGGGCACUUAUGGAGUCGUCUACAGAGCCAAAGACAAGAAGACCGAUGAAAUUGUGGCCCUGAAGAGACUGAAGAUGGAGAAGGAGAAGGAAGGCUUCCCCAUCACCUCCCUUCGAGAGAUUAACACCAUCCUGAAAGCCCAGCAUCCAAACAUUGUCACCGUCAGGGAGAUUGUUGUUGGCAGUAAUAUGGAUAAAAUCUACAUUGUGAUGAAUUAUGUGGAGCAUGAUCUGAAAAGUCUGAUGGAGACCAUGAAACAGCCCUUCCUGCCUGGUGAGGUGAAGACAUUGAUGAUUCAGCUCUUGAGAGGUGUCCGUCAUCUCCAUGACAACUGGAUCCUUCAUCGUGACCUGAAGACCUCCAACCUGCUGUUGAGUCACAAAGGCAUUUUAAAGAUUGGAGAUUUUGGCUUGGCCAGAGAGUAUGGAUCACCUCUCAAGCCCUACACACCUGUAGUGGUCACACUUUGGUACCGCUCACCUGACCUGCUGCUGGGGGCAAAGGAAUACUCUACAGCCGUGGACAUGUGGUCGGUGGGCUGUAUAUUUGGAGAACUCCUAACCCAGAAACCUUUAUUCCCUGGCAAAUCUGACAUCGACCAAAUUAAUAAAAUAUUCAAGGACUUGGGCUCUCCCAGUGAGAAGAUCUGGCCAGGUUACAAUGAGCUGCCUGCAAUUAAGAAGAUUACCUUUACUGAAUACCCCUAUAACAACCUGCGCAAACGCUUUGGAGCACUUCUCUCCGACCUGGGCUUUGACCUCAUGAACAAAUUUCUAACAUACUGUCCUGCCAAGCGGAUCAGUGCUGAUGAAGCUCUCAAACACGAAUAUUUCCGUGAGACACAGCUCCCCAUCGAGCCCUCCAUGUUCCCCACCUGGCCGGCCAAGAGUGAGCAGCAGCGGGUGAAAAGAGGAACCAGCCCGAAACCCCCGGAGGGAGGCCUGGAUUUCAGUCAGCUGGGCGAUGAUGACCUUAAGGAUACUGGUUUCCAUUUGACCACUGCUAACCAGGGCGCUUCUAAAGUCGGUCCAGGAUUCAGCUUGAAAUUCUGAGCUCGGCUCAGGGCAUUCUUUCAUUAUGUGACGUGAUGGUCAGACUCCGUUUGAGAACUCAUUGAGUUCACUGAACUUCACAGAGCCUGAGAGACUUUGGGGAACUGUUUUAACUGGCAUUGAGGACCUCCGUGAAGUUCAAGUGCUUCAAAUUACUCAUGUUCAUCUCAAAUAUAACAGCGUUCUUUUGUUUUCUUUGUUUGUCUAAUUUUAAAACCAGCAGCAGGAAAGAGACUUUUUCAGACUACUUUUCUUCUGACAUGUUCUGUCUCUGUAAUUGUAACGUGGUAUAAUGUAAUAUCAACAAUGCAUUUGUGACAUAAGAGUAAGAAAUAAAAACAUUUGAU